AUGGAUUACAAAGUAGUGGAAUUGGAAGUAACGGAUGAGGAGAAAAUGUAUGCAUUGGAAGAAGGUACAGUUUCUCGAGAGUGCAACAAGCUUAGAGAUAUAAAGAAAAAGGUGAUAUCAACAAUCGUUAAUGCUCCAUUCACAGUCAGCUGUUGCGUUAUUCAGGUAAUUUGCUAUUGUUUAGAAAACGAGCAUUUACUGGAUUUAUUAUGCUUUGCACCAGGUAAAAGGGAUGAAUUGUGGCGAGCAGUAACGUAUGCAUUUCUCCAUUCAAACCUUUAUCAUCUCAUACCGAAUUUACUAUUUCUUCUACUUGUUGGAAUAUUAACAGAACAUGACCAAGGAACUUUGCGAGCAUUUAUUGUCUAUACUACAGGAAUAAUUGCAGGAGUUUUUGGUUGCAAUCUUUCUAACAGACAAGAAAAAGUGGUAGGGACAUCAGCAGCAAGUUACUCUAUGUUAUUGUCUCAUGUUCUUCAUUUAGGGAUGAACUGGAAGACAGUCAGGUACAAAGAUUACCGCAUGAUAAUAAUCUUCUGUCUCUGCUUCAGUGACAUAAUUUCAUUUAUAGUAUGUUCAUACUUCUUUCAAAAUGUCUUUGUUUCGUGGAGUUCCCAUUUUUUUUCAAGUAUAAAUGGUCUCUUAAUAAGUGCAAUUAUAUUUAAAUCAAACAAACCAUGCCAUUUACUACGAUAUUUUUCUAUUGCAAUUUAUACUGCAUUAAUGACAUAUUCCUUUAUAACUUAUGUGCCAUGGGUUGCAAAUACUACAUACAAAUAUUCAAGUUAUCAUUACUUUAAUACACAAUUAAAUAGUACGAGUGGAAUUAAAAAGACUGUUCAUAAUCUGUCUAUAUCUUAUAAUGAUUAUAGAAAUUUACGAAUAUAA
Molecule: messenger RNA, 888 nt
Organism: Nezara viridula (southern green stink bug)
Lineage: Eukaryota; Metazoa; Arthropoda; Insecta; Hemiptera; Pentatomidae
Source: the annotation of a GenBank genome assembly